This is a messenger RNA of Dendronephthya gigantea, 2399 nucleotides long. RefSeq names its product long-chain-fatty-acid--CoA ligase 5-like. Gene Ontology annotation, molecular function: long-chain fatty acid-CoA ligase activity. The record is from RefSeq and is a predicted model, not a curated record. NCBI's taxonomy places the organism in Eukaryota, Metazoa, Cnidaria, Anthozoa, Malacalcyonacea, Nephtheidae. Gene Ontology annotation, biological process: long-chain fatty acid metabolic process. The coding region runs from base 129 to 2084 and encodes 651 amino acids. The transcript is spliced from 23 exons. Gene Ontology annotation, cellular component: endoplasmic reticulum; membrane.
UUGGUUCAGAAAAACUAUCAAAAGCGCGUAAUUAAUAAUUAUUAACUGCUUGUCGUGUUAAGGUUCAGAGCUGCCUAUUGUUUGUGUCUUAAUUUUGACGAAUAUAAUUCCACACCACAUAUUUGCGUAUGGCGGAGUCUAAUAUGGACAUCGAACAUCAAGCAAUCGAUAUACCGGGGAUUCCUGGUGCAAAGAGAAGUGCUUUCUCUGAAAAAUUGUUAGAAACUUAUGAUGGGAUAACAACUGCUUAUGAAGCCUACUUAAAAGGAGCUGAAAUUUCUGGUGACAGGCCCUGCUUGGGGAAACAAUUUAAUGGCGCCUACGCAUGGGUGACUUAUAAUCAGGUUUUAGAGAGAGCCGCCGAUUUGGGGUCAGGAAUAUUGGAACUCGGUUACCAGCCUUCCGCAGAGACGUUCGUUGGCAUUUAUGCCGCAAACGGAGUUGAGUGGAUACUGGCAGAUGUGGCAUGUCUUACCUACUCAAUGGUGUCUGUACCCCUCUACGACACACUGGGUUCAGAUGCCUGCACCUUCAUCAUAAAUCAUUCCAAUAUUUCACUGAUCGUGUGCGAUGAAAACAAAGUAGAAGUUUUGUUAGCGAAAGCUGAAGAGUGUCCGAAGUUGAAACACAUCAUUACAAUUGGAGAUGUUAAGGAAGAAGUCGAACAGAAGGCUGGGAAACGUGGAAUUAUGGUGAAAUCGUUUAAAAAUGUGACGGAUUUUGGAAAGAAUAACCGGAAAGAAAAAUCUCCUGGUAAACCUGAUGAUCUUGUUACAGUUUGCUACACAAGCGGGACGACAGGCCAGCCGAAGGGAGCUAUGAUAACAAACAGGAAUAUAGCGACUGGGAUUGCUGCGACGCGCAUACAUUUUGAACGGAAUGGCCGUCCACUAGUUCCAAACGAUGUUCAAAUCUCCUACUUACCUCUACCUCACAUUUACGAACGGACGUUACAGUUGGUAUUACGUAGUUCUGGCUCAAGGAGUGGGUUUUCCCGAAAUGUUGUCGAACUGCUAUUCGAAGAUAUACGGUUGUUAAGACCUACGGUUUUCCCAUCCGUUCCUCGUUUGUUAAAUCGCCUUUACGAUAUGAUAGUUGCAUCCGUAGAGGGAAGUGGUGGAAUAAAGAAACGUUUAUUCAACAGGGCAUUUGCCUCAAAAUUGGCUGACCUUGAAAAAGGUCAAAUUUACAACAAUAGCUUUUGGGAUAAAGUGGUGUUUAGAAAAAUCCAGGCAGUCCUGGGUGGAAGGAUUUCUAUUAUAGGUACUGGAGCAGCACCGAUCGAAGCAAAAGUUUUAACUUUUUUUAAAGUUGUUUUCGGGUGUUGGGUUGUCGAGGGUUAUGGUCAAACUGAAGGUGUUGGAUGUGCAGCCAUGACCAAUUUGCGGGAUAAAUCCGCAGGUCAUGUCGGACCUCCCACAGCAACCUGUUAUAUCAAGCUCGUUGAUGUCCCAGAAAUGGAGUAUUAUACUUCCAAGAAUCAAGGCGAAGUGUGCAUUUACGGUACGAAUGUGUUCAAAGGAUACCUAAAAGAACCUAAGAAAACAGCUGAAGUCAUAGAUAAAGAUGGAUGGCUUCAUAGUGGUGACGUUGGAGAGUGGAAGCCGAACGGUACUUUGAAAAUUAUUGGACGAAAAAAGUGUAUCUUCAAGUUAUCACAGGGUGAAUAUGUUGCUCCGGACAAAAUUGAGAACGUUUACAUCAAAAGCCCUUUCGUAGCUCAGGUGUUUGUUUACGGUCACAGUCUGAAGUCCUUCAUUGUUGGUAUUGUUGUGCCUGAUGAAGCUGUCCUUUUGAAAUGGGCCUCAGAAAAUGGUUUUUCUAAAACAUUCCAGGAAUUAUGUGAAAACAAGGAUGUGAAAGACAUGAUUUUUAAAGAUAUCGUUGCCCGAGGAAAAGAAGCGAAGUUGGCAUCAUUUGAACAGGUCAAAAAUAUCCUCUUGCAUUCGGAGUUAUUUAGCAUUGAGAACGGCUUACUUACACCAACAUUUAAAUCGAAACGUUUCACGUUGCAGAAGAGAUUCGCCGAAGAAAUUGAAAAAUUGUACAAAAAUCAAGAACAAACAAUUCGCCCCAAACUUUAAUUACAAACUUAACAAUAUUUUUAUAACCAGUAAAAACUGACUAGCUAUAUUAGGAGAAAAAAAGUCCGAACAUUUUACAUGCAUGUAUCUUUUUUCUCAAAAUGCAUGCAUACAAAUAGUCAUUUAACAAGUACAAUUAAUUGUAUAAUAUUCCAGUUUAAUCUAAAUUGUUACAGUGUCCGACCUGCUUUCUCUCAGAUAAUGUUUCUAAAAAUAUUAAUCACAACAGACAAUAGCGGUUUUGUCAAACUCGCACGUGUACUGAGUUCACAAGUUAUAUAAAUCGAGUUUUUUUAUCUAGUUCAUUUUUAUAAA